Amphibalanus amphitrite is the source of this 4336-nucleotide messenger RNA. RefSeq names its product WD repeat-containing protein 35-like. Gene Ontology annotation, cellular component: intraciliary transport particle B; non-motile cilium; centrosome. Lineage: Eukaryota; Metazoa; Arthropoda; Thecostraca; Balanomorpha; Balanidae. Gene Ontology annotation, biological process: protein localization to cilium; non-motile cilium assembly; intraciliary retrograde transport. The transcript has 2 exons. The coding region runs from base 395 to 3949 and encodes 1184 amino acids. Gene Ontology annotation, molecular function: protein binding. The record is from RefSeq and is a predicted model, not a curated record.
ACCUAAAUAAGCGCAUGGAAAACGUAGGGUCAUUUUUUUAGUAUGUUUAAUAUUAAAUCAUUUUUAUCGGCAAUAAUUCAGGCCUCCUCCAAUAGUUAUUGAUGAAAUUAGUUUACGAGUUUUACGAUAGAUGUCACUAGCACUCAGCGGGAGCUAAGCAGACGAUUGAUGUGCCGUGCUGUUACUGAUUAAUUUCAUAGUUAAUUUGUAUGCAUUUAGAAAUGGUUUAGAAAGUUUAGGGAAAUAGACAACACGAGUGUCGAUUCUACGAUAUACCUACCAUAGUCGAUUGCAAGACGCCCAGUGACAAGGAUUCCGAGCCAUGUCUUACCGCGAUCUGAGAAACUAGUUCUUGCUGCCUGGUCUGGCUGACUCGAUCAACUAAAACGCCAACAUGUUUAUAUACUUGAGCAAAAAGAUCGCCAUCCCCAACAACAUCCAGCUCAGCGUGAUAUCAUGGAACAAAGCGGAGGGCUUCAUAGCAUGUGGUGGGGACGAUGGCUUGUUGAAAGUUUUGAAACUGGAGGCACCGGAUGACCAGAAGAUCAAAGGUUUGGCUGCAGCCUCCAACCUGUCCAUGAAUCAGACGUUGGAGGGUCAUUCGGGCCGAAUCCAAGUGAUCACCUGGAACCAGAUCCACCAAAAGCUGACCACCAGUGAUCAGGAUGGUCUCAUUAUCGUCUGGAUGCUCUACAAAGGCUCUUGGUACGAGGAGAUGAUCAACAACCGCAACAAGUCGGUGGUUACUGGUAUGGCGUGGAACUCCGAAGGCGAGAAAAUCUGUAUCGUUUAUGAGGACGGAGCAGUCAUUGUCGGCUCCGUAGAUGGCAACCGUAUAUGGGGCAAGGAGCUGAAGGGCCAGUCCUUUACAGGAGUCGAGUGGUCACCAGAUGGAAAUGUGCUUCUGUUUUCGAUCGGCACGGGUGAGGUGCACCUGUACGAUAGCCAGGGCGAGUUCCUCAACAAGAUGAUUAUCAUGUGUCACGGCCAAAACUCGACUGGCUAUGUGCGUAUCGUCAACCUGCGCUGGUACAAUGGCCGGUUCGGCUACAUCGAGCCUGAAUGCCCCUCUCUGUUCGUCUGCUACGAAGACGGCAAAGUACAGAUCAUGCGCAGCGAAAGUGACGACAAACCGGUCAUCAUCGACGCCGGCAUGGCGGUCUCCGACUGUCAGUGGAACCACAACGGCACAAUGCUAGCUGUGGCCGGCAACAUCAACGCAGCCCAGUCGGGAGAGAAGGACUGCAACGCCGUCAUGUUCUUCUCACCGUUCGGUGAUCAUGUGCGCACGCUGAAGGUUCCAGGCCGCCAGCUAGCCUCGGUUGCGUGGGAAGGCCGUUCACUGAGACUCUCACUCGCAGUCGAUUCUUUCAUCUACUUCGCAAACAUCCGGCCAGACUACAAGUGGUGCUACUUCCUGAACACAGUGGUCUACACUUACCUGUCGCCUGGUAAAGCAGACUACAAUGUCAUCUUCUGGGACGUCAAGAACAACGAGAAGUACCACAAACCGUCGCCCAUUGUGCUGGCCAUGGCUGCUUCUGACGAGCACUGCUGCAUUCUGGUGCGAAAGGACGACCAAGACCUCAAGUUCGGGAUGAUGCUAUGCAACGCCAUCGGCACGCCAGUCGACUCGCGUUACACAGAUGUGGAGCUACGCUAUGUCACGAUGACCAAAACUCACGUGUUCGCAGCGUCCCGUGAGUCUUUUUUCGUCUGGCAUUACCACACGCCCAAGGGUAUCUCGGCAAGAGACAUAGCCACAACACAGUCAGAUGAUCAGAAAACCAAGGAACGCGUCUAUCAUGUAGACGACAUGAUCUCGGGAGUGGAAACUUCGCGACACUAUGAGCGUCAAGCCGCCCGUAAGCAUACCAACGACCCGAUCACCUGUCUCGCAAGUCAUGAGACGAUGCUGCUCAUCGCACGUGAGUCGGGUGUGGUGCAAGUGUACAUGCUGCCGCAACUCAUCUUCAGCAACCGCUACACGGUUGAGUGCCGUCCGCAGAAGAUCGCAGUGAACUGCGAUGCGACGCGCAUUUCGCUCAUCGACGUGACUGGCAUCCUAUACUUCUUUGACCUCGAAAGAAAUGACCCUGAGAAGGGAAAACGUGCUGGUGAGCUGGUCAAGUUCGAGCGCAAAGACGUGUGGGACUUGAUCUGGGCUGAGGAUAAUGCCGACAUGUGCGCACUGAUGGAGAAGACGCGCAUGCUUGUGUUCCGAAACCUGGACCCGGAGGAGCCUGUGGCCAGCUCUGGAUACCUGUGUAGGUUCAAGGACCUGGAGGUGACCACUGUUCAGCUUGAUGAGGUGCUGAUUAGACCUGAUCGUCCUCAUCCUAAGCUGGUGGCGCAGCUCGAAAGCAAGGCCAUGAGAGACACCAAGGAGAUCCUGGAGAACACCGGUCUGAAAGAGGCACAAGAGUUCGUCGAGGAGAAUCCUCAUCCUCGACUGUGGAGGCUCAUCGGCGAGGCAGCACUAGAAAUGCUUGAAACUGAGGUCGCGGAAACAGCUUUUGUGCGCUGUAAGGACUAUCCUGCCAUUCAGUUUGCGAAACGACUCAACAACAUCUCCUCAGAGAAUAUCAAGCAGGCUGAGGUACUUGCCUACUUCGGUGAGUUUGAGGACAGCGAGAAAGCGUUUCUUGAUGCUGAUCGACGCGACCUCGCCAUCGAUCUGCACCGCAAGAUGGGCAACUGGUUCCGUGUGGUCCAGCUUCUGAAAACGGGUGUUGGAGGCGAUGAUAUGCUGAUGCAUAUUGCGCUCAACAAGAUCGGAGACUUCUACGCCGACAACCUCAAAUGGGACCAGGCAGCGAAGUACUACGAACAGGUAAACCAGAACGAAGAACGGCUCUGCAAGUGUUACUACCUGAUGGAAGACUACCAAAAGCUGGAGGAACUGGUGGAGAACAUCGCAGAGAAUCACAAGGCCCUACCCGAAAUCGCCAAGAUGUUUGCGUCGGUGGGCCUUUGCGAGCCGGCGGUCAAGGCCUACCAGAAAUGCCACAAGGAUAAGGAAGCCGUCGAAGUGUGCAUGUAUCUCAACAACUGGCGCUACGCUGUAGAACUGGCGCGCACCACAAACAUCCAGGACACGGGCUCGUACCUAGCCAAGUACGCGCAGUACCUCUUGUCGAAGAACAAGCGGAUCCAAGCAAUCGAACUGUUCAGGAAGGCUGGUUACUUCCUAGAGGCAGCCAAACUGCUCUUCCAGCUCACUGACCUCGAGGUGAAGAAAGGUUCCAAACCGAUGAGGAUCAAGAAGAUGUAUGUCCUCGCCGCCCUGAUGGUCCAACAACACAACGAAAAGAUGAUGAACGCAAAGGGCAAAGGACUGGGUCAAAAGAGUUCGGUAAUGCUGGGUCUGAUGGAGGCAGAAAAUCAGUCUGCGCUUGGAGACCUGCGCGUGCUAGACAACGCAUGGAAAGGUGCUGAAGCGUACCACUUCUUCCUGUUGGCUCAGAGACAGCUGUACGAGGGCGCCCGUGAUGCUGCUAUGAAGACAGCCCUUCAUCUGCGUGACUACGAGACGAUCCUGCCACUGGCUGACGUCUACAGUCUGCUAGCUCUAUCCAGCUGCGCCAACAGUGCGUUCUCGACGACCUCGAAGGCUUUCAUCCGGCUGGAAAGCCUGCCUGACGCCACACCGGAGGAGCGUCAGGCUUAUGAGGAUCUCGCUAUGGAGAUCUUCAUGAAGUACAGUCCCAAGGACUCCAAGAGCAACCGUGCCGAGUGCAUUCACUGCGAGACGAUGAUUCCCGACUGGGUAACGAUCUGCCCAUCAUGUGGCACACGGUUCCCGUCUUGCAUCGCGUCCGGCCGGCCCAUCAUGGACCCGAACCAGGCCUGGGAGUGCCCCACGUGCAAGCAUCAGGCGUUCGAGAGCGAGAUCACAGUGCGUCAGACCUGUCCGCUCUGCCACGCGCCAGUGUAUGCUGCCGAGUGAGACCGAUCCUGACGUGAUCGGCAUGUCAGUCAUGGCAGUCAGGAUGGCAGCUGUGACAGGUUGUUGGUGGCAGCAGUGUCUCAGGUUGUGUUUCGUGGGGACUUUCAGCUACUGGCAAGUAGUCAACCGCUUAUGUAGAAAUGUUUUGCUCCCUUUGUUCUUUACGUUAUAUCAUGGAAAGUGAAAGGAGCACUCCAGGGAUGAAACCGACGCUACAGUAGCUAGAACUGAACGAUACUGAACGAGAGCACGGGAUGGUCUGAUUUAACGCAGCUUAUAGUGUGCAACGGAAUGUGCAUUUAUUUAUUCUAUCUCAAGUCAGUACGAUAUAGCAUUAUCACUCUCGAUGAAGUUUUUUCGAGGAGCAAUACACUGAGUGUAUAUGAA